UUCUAGUGAUCUGGAUCUUCGGACCUGUUCUGCUAUGAAUAUCACUUACCUCUUGUAAACAGUAAUAUUUUGAAUGACGUAUCAGCAAAACAACGAUUUAUGAUUGUGAAGGAAGGAUGUCUAGUUUAAAAAUAUUGGUUUCUGGUGAUGUUGAAGGUCAUUUCAAAACGCUCUUUACCAAAGUUGCAACGCUUCAUCAAAAGAAAGGCCCUUUUGAGUACUUAUUAUGUGUUGGAAACUUCUUUAGUGCAAAUGAGGAUGAAUGGAAGGAUGUUAAAUCUGGCAAAAUAGCAGUACCUAUAACUACAUACAUAUUAGGACCAAACCGGAGAGAGCACUUGCGUUUUUAUUCAGAGGAUUCAAGUGAAAUAGCACCUAAUGUAAUAUAUUUAGGGAAGCGAGGUGUACUUACUGGUAGUUCUGGUUUGAAAAUAGCAUAUUUAAGUGGAUUAGAGCAAAGAGAAUCAAAUGAAUUUUCUUUUUCUAGAAAAGAUGUUACUGAACUUGUUGCAAGAGCAUCUAGUAGUGCUGUUGAUAUUUUUUUAACUUCCCAAUGGCCACGAGGAGUCACAAAAUAUGCCAAAUCUCCUGACAAUUUUGAUACGACAAAUACUGACUCAGUCUCAGUUGCCUACUUAGCAAAACUUUUGAAACCUAGGUAUCAUUUUGCUGGUAUUUCAAGAGUGUAUUAUGAGCGUCUUCCAUAUAGGAAUCAUCAAGUGCUACAGGAAUUGCCUACUCAUACCACUCGUUUUAUAGGGAUGGCAUCAGUUGAUAAUGAAAAGAAAUUAAAGUGGUUGUAUGCUUUUAAUAUCACCCCUUACUGUUCAAUGGCUUCCAAAGAGUUGACAAAUACAGCCGGUCCAGUCACUGAAUGCCCAUAUGGUGCUGAAGAAUGCAACAGCCAGUUUUUUUAUGACAUGAGUUCAUCGUCUGGACAGCAGAAACGAUCCAUGAAUGAAAAUGAAAGUUAUAAAUCUAAAAAGAAACAAAAUGUCAAUGUAUCACAAGAAAGUUGUUGGUUUUGUUUAACAAAUCCUGAAGUACAAAAACAGUUGCUACUAAGUAUAGGUGAUCACAGUUACAUAACGUUAGCAAAAGGUGGAUUAGUUCAAGACCAUUUACUUAUUAUUCCCAUGGAACAUGUUCCGGCUUCAAUCAGUUUGUCUGAUUCAGCUGAAAAGGAAAUUGAAAAGUAUAAAAAUGCUCUAGUAAGUUAUUUUCAUGACCAAGAACAUGAUGUAAUUUUCUUUGAAAGGAAUUUCGUCAGUCCCCACUUGCAAAUACAGAUUGUUCCUAUUCCUAAAUCAAGAACUUCAGGAAUCAUGGAAAUUAUUACUGAAUUUGCAGCAUCUCAGGGAUUAAAAUUUACGGAAUUAUCAAAGUUUUCGGUUUUAAAACAGGUUGCACCACCUAAAAAAUCUUACUUUUAUAUUGAAGUUGUUGUGAACAAAAAAUACAGCGGAAAACUUUUGCAUGUUAUUGAAGGCAAUUUCCCACUACAGUUUGGACGAAUGAUGCUAGCCAGCAAAUCCAUAUUAAAUGUUCCAGAUCGUGUAGAUUGGAAAGAAUGCAAAAUGUCUCCAGAUGAAGAAUUACAAGCUGCAGAACAUUUUAGGCUAAGUUUCAAGAGAUACGACUUCACCAGAAAUUAAAUCCACAUGUAUAAUUCUUUUCGCGUGUAUGUUCGUAUGCGCGACGUUAUCACAUAAAAUUUCAUUUUGUAAAUAAACAUUUUAAGAAAGA
Molecule: messenger RNA, 1746 nt
Organism: Argiope bruennichi
Lineage: Eukaryota; Metazoa; Arthropoda; Arachnida; Araneae; Araneidae
Product: CWF19-like protein 1
Exons: 14
Coding region: 117-1655 (512 amino acids)
Biological process (GO): mRNA splicing, via spliceosome
Cellular component (GO): post-mRNA release spliceosomal complex
Molecular function (GO): RNA lariat debranching enzyme activator activity
Source: RefSeq, a predicted model, not a curated record